AUGAUCAAUUGCACCAGGGUUCCUGGGUUCAUUCUCCAGGGCUUCUCGGUCAUUCCUGAAGUGCAGACUUUCAGUGUGGCUAUCUUCCUUUUCAUCUAUAUAUUCUCUUUGCUUGGGAACAUCUCCAUCAUCACAGCAGUGACUCUAGAUUCUCAUCUACACACACCAAUGUACUUUUUCCUUAAGCAUCUGUCAUUCAUUGACUUGUGUUCCACCUCCACCACACUGCCCCAGGCACUCUUUGCCACCCUGGCUGGCUCAGAAUUCAUCUCUCUCCCAGAAUGUGCAGCUCAACUUUUUGUUUUUGUCUUCUGUGGAGCUACUGAGUGCUUUCUCAUCACUUCCAUGGCCUAUGACCGCUAUCUAGCCAUCUACCAGCCCCUGACCUAUGGGGCCACCGUGACCCAACAGUUCUGCUAUGCACUGGUGGGUGUGGCCUGGGUGAGUGGGCUCCUCUUCUCCUCCUUCCACACAGCCAACACCUUCACCCUCUCCUUCUGUGACCCCACGGUGGAACAUUUCUUCUGUGACAUCCCACCACUCUUACGAUUGUCAUGCACUGAUCCUCACAAACACGAAGCAGCUGGCUUUAUUGUUAGUGGCUGUGUCAUCAUGAGCUGCUUUGCACUUACUGUUCUCUCCUACAUCCGGAUCGUAGCCACUGUGGCCCAUAUGAAGUCAACAGAAGGUCGUCAGAAGGCCUUCUCCACCUGUUCCUCCCACCUCAUCACAGUAGUCCUCUUUUAUGGGACUGGAAGUUCAGCCUACAUGAGGCCUGCUAAUGGCUACUCCCCACUUCAAGGACGCCUGGCAGCCAUAUUUUACUCCAUCCUCACCCCUACCAUGAACCCCAUUAUCUAUAGUAUGAGGAACAAAGACAUGAAGGCAGCCCUAAGGAAGCUUUAUGUUCAUGGACCAUGA
Messenger RNA from Phascolarctos cinereus (koala), 921 nucleotides. Its product is annotated as olfactory receptor 5B12-like. NCBI's taxonomy places the organism in Eukaryota, Metazoa, Chordata, Mammalia, Diprotodontia, Phascolarctidae. The record is from RefSeq and is a predicted model, not a curated record. Gene Ontology annotation, molecular function: G protein-coupled receptor activity; olfactory receptor activity. Gene Ontology annotation, biological process: G protein-coupled receptor signaling pathway. Gene Ontology annotation, cellular component: membrane.